Molecule: messenger RNA, 3505 nt
Organism: Marmota monax (woodchuck)
Lineage: Eukaryota; Metazoa; Chordata; Mammalia; Rodentia; Sciuridae
Gene: Tex22
Product: testis expressed 22
Exons: 3
Coding region: 1010-1435 (141 amino acids)
Source: RefSeq, a predicted model, not a curated record
AGCCCCGCCCCAUCCCUACAGGACCCCGCAGGGCCUCCCUGUGACGCCGCAGAGCCUCCCAGUGACCCCUGCCUAGCCCGCCGCAACCCCACAGGACCCCGCAGGGCCUCCCUGUGACGCCGCAGAGCCCGCCCCAACCCCACAGGACCCCGCCCCGCGGUGACCUGUAGAGCUCGCCCCGCCCCCACAGGACCCCGCAGAGUCUCCCAAUGACACGUAGAGCCCGUCCAGCCCCCACAGGACCACAGAGCCAGCCUCGCUGUCACCGGACCCUGCAGAGGCCCGUCCUGCCCCCAGAGGACCCCGCCCAGCUACUUGGUGACCCCCCAAAGCCACUCUGUACCCCCGCAGGACACCGCAGAGCCACUCUGUUCCCUCUAGAACCCCCUGCCAGUCUCUUUGUACCUCCACAGGACCCCACCAAACCUCUACAUCCCCACAGGACCGCCCUUCAUAGGACCCCGCUGAACCUCUCAGUACCUCCAUACAGUACCUCCAUAGGACCCUGCUCCUCCAUUCCAGGACCCCACAGCCCAGUCUCAGGGCCUCACCUCCCCAGUUAUUCCCGCUUUUACGGUUUUGGGACCCACUGGGCCUACUCCUCCCCUCUCCAACAUGCAUCUUGUUCUCUCCUCCUGUGUCCCUCCCUCUCAGCACAGACCCCCAGGGGGUGGAGACUGAGGCCUGAGCCUUGGGUGUGGUGAAGCCAGGUCAAGGAGCAAGAUGGUGGAGGGUUGGUGCUAGGAGCCAGGGCUGGAGACAACAGACAGCGGAGGCUUCUGACUGGGAUGCUGAUGUGGAGGGCAGUGGCCACAGGAGUAGUGAGGAGCAUGUUGCUCACAGGGGCCAGCCAUCGGGCAACAGUCUGGUUAGUGGCUGGAAGGUGGCCUAACUUGCUGCCUGCCAUCUACCAAGGGGCCCUGGGAGCCUUGGGGACCCUACCCCACCUGAUCCUGAUCCUUCCCCUAGAGCCUCAGAGGUGAAGACCCACAGCCUGCUGAGGGUCAAGAUGGACAGCAAGCAGCUGUGGGCACAGCAGUCACAGCCCACUCAAGAGCAUAGGCAGCCCUUUCCCCCUGGGGGCCAGUCUAGGACCAGGGGCCAACCGGGUGCCCAGAGCAGUAACCAGCACGGAUUGCAAACGCAGGACUGGGUGUGUGAGCCACAGGAGCACAGGCGCCCACGCCGCCAUUGGAGCAUCAGCAUUGAUGAGCGCCGGCGGCUGGCCAUGCUGGGCACCCCCUCCCAAGACAGGGACAUCACGCAGAUGGUGGCAGAGCUGGUGUCUGAGGAUGUGGACAAGGAUGUGCUCCUCGCACAGCCACCCAGGUCUGCUGAGUCCACUAAUGCCUUCUACGACUUCCUGGCCAGGAGCACGCCCUUCUGGCAGAGUGCGACUUUGAAGAGUCAAGCCUCGGGGUCUCCCGGCUCCUAGGAGCUCUCGGACCUCAGCUUUCCAGAGCUUCUCCGUGGGGAGGUUUUGGGGGAGACCUCUGUGUCCUUGUGUCUCACCAGGGAGAAAACAGGCCUCAAAGUACUGCCUGCCUGGGGCUGCUGGGAGGUGUGGCAGCUGCCAGGGAGGGGUCCUGCCCCAGCCUCCACCACCUGGAAGGUGAGGGGCAGAGGGUCCUGCCGGCAGAUGGAGGCCUACCUUACGCUGUCAGGAGGAAGUUCUGGGGCACCUGGGUGCCAGGUGCCCCACCCUGGGGCUGACAGCACCUCUGGAGCCUUGGUCCUGCCUUUGAAGGCCCAGACAGGAUUCCAGGACCCAGCAGUGAUGUGGGGUGGGGGUGGGGCAGCUGGGUGAGGCACACAGAGGGAGGUUUCCUGAGGAAGAGAGCUCCCAGCUCUGGAAGUGUACCUGGAGGUGGACUAGGGUGCAUAGAGGGUCUGGGGUGGCCUUGAGAAGCUGGCUGGACAAGUGGCCCCAGGCCUUAGGCUGGAGCCAUAACUGCCUGGUCUCAAGGCGUGGGACUGCAGAAGGGUUCUGAGCCAGGGUGACAAUCCAGGCUGCAUUUUGAGGCGAUGGAGCUGGAGGGGCCUGGGGGUGGGAGACAGGGAAAGGAGGGAGGGUUCCCAGCCCUGCUGGCUGGCAGGAUGAAGUGUGAGGAGGUGGCCCUGGACUCAGUGACCGACUUAGGGGUUGCUUGGGCUUCUGCGGGGGCAGGACUGGUGAGGGGCUUUGGGUUGAGAGGAGGUGACAGCCACCUGGACCGUGCACACAUUGGCAAACAGGCAGUGCUGUCCCAGAGCCCAGGCUGAGGUGCAGAUCUGGCCAUAUGGUGCCUGCUGCCCUUCAACAUUCCUCCUGCUUCUCUGCCUCCCUCACUGUAAGACGCAGUGAAAGUUCCUCUUCCUUCAGGAAGCCUACCUACAUCACCCAGCUGGGCACUCCCUUUCCAGUUCAAUGUAAUUUUGUCCCAUCUGUUUGUCAGGAUCCCCAGGGUGGGUGGAGGGCAGGCCAUGGAGCCACAGGGACUGGUGGAGGGGAUCUAAGAGGUGGGGUUCAGACAGGGUCCUGGGGAAGGGGAACAUCACAAUCCCUCCCCCUCCUGAGGCCCCUGACAAAGAUGUGGGAGUUGGGGUGCUCUGGGCCAGGGAAACACACAAGAGUCAUCCCAGGGCAGAGUGGGAGCUAAGUGCCAACGGUCACCACAGAGGUCGCCUGCUGUGUAGUUCUGAGUGACUUUAAAAGAUUCCGUGUUAUUUUCACUCAUGGCUGGGGGCUGACUGGGCUCAUCCUACCAAUUCUGGUCUCACCUGGGGAGUCUCCUGAGGCUGCAGCCAGGUGAGAUGCUGACUUCAUAGGGUUCCUGCAGAGCUCCUACCCACCACAGCAGCAUAAGCUGAAGUCUUGGGGUCGGGGCUGAGCUGACCCAUGUGGGUUCAUCUGCCACCUCCUAGUGGUUGACAUGGCCACAGAGCCAGCCCUGUUCAGUGGAAAUGAGACCCAUCUCACAGUGGGGAUCAGCGUUGAGUGCACGCCCUCUCCAGGACAGUGAGGUGCCAGGAAAGAUGGCAGUGCCUGGGGCAGUGUGUUUACCACACCUGGGAAGAAGAGGCCAUGUAUCAGUUUCCUACUGCUGCUGUAACAGAUUAUCAUAGAUGAGUGUUUUAUGGUGCAUGCCUGUAAUCCCAGCAACUAGGGAGGCUGAGGCAGGAGGAUCUCAAGUUCCAGGCCAGCCUCACCAAUUUAGGCACCAAGAAACUUAGCAAGACACUCAGAAAGUAAAAGGGCUGGGGAUGUGGCUCAGUGGUUAAGCACCCCUGGGUUCAAUCCCUGGUGUGUCUCUGUCUCUCUCUCUCACACAACACAAAGACAGGACAUGGGCCUUUAGGAAGGGGAGCCUGAUGUCUCCCUCAGGGUACCACCAGAGUACCCAUUGGGCAGAGGCCAGGGUGCUGCUUGAGGUUUGCCAGUGCACAGGGGUGGCCCGGCUGGGAAAUCCAGGAAUAGAGGAGGGUCUGGGGAGUCAGGGGCUCACUUGAGAGAGACCUACCUUGG